Durio zibethinus is the source of this 984-nucleotide messenger RNA. The record is from RefSeq and is a predicted model, not a curated record. NCBI's taxonomy places the organism in Eukaryota, Viridiplantae, Streptophyta, Magnoliopsida, Malvales, Malvaceae.
GAUUUUGUAAUAACAUUUUAAACAUAUUUUAGGGUUUGUUUGUUUUUAAGUUUUAGGCUGAGACAAACUUUUCUUCCUUAUCCUAAUUAAGAAUGAUCGUGUAGCGGUACUUGUAUUGCACUACAGCUCAAACUUAGGAUCUCUAUCCGAAUCUCACCCCCACCCCUUUUUGUUUGAGAGAAUAAUGGCAAGCAAAUCUGAGAGCAAGGAACCUGUAAAUGAGCAAGUGGUUGCAAAUAUGUAUGGAGCUAUGAGAUCUGAACUAAAUCAAAUUUAUUCUAAGAUCACUGAGUUGGAGAUGGAAGUGAGUGAGCAUUCACUAGUUAUAAAUGCCAUUCAGCCGCUUGACCCAUCAAGAAGGUGUUACCGGAUGAUUGGAGGUGUGCUGGUGGAAAGAACCAUCAAAGAGGUCCUCCCAGCUGUGCAGCGAAACAGAGAAGGGCUUGAGGAGGUAAUUGCCCGGCUUAAUGAGGCCCUGGAGAAGAAGAAAAAGGAAAUUGCUGAUUUUGAGGCAAAAUACAAAAUUAGGAUAAAGAAAUCUGAAGGUGAGGUGAAAGAUGAAAGCAGCAAAAAGGAAGGUUCAGCUCAAGGAGUUCUUGUUGGCCCUGCAAGUUCAAGUGGGUGAUAAGUAUAGUCUUUCUGUUUCUUUCCUCGUAUUCUUGAACUUGCCCAACAAAAAGGUGUCCUGUUAUUGCUUAGAUGUACCCAAAUCUUACCGGAUAAAACUUUGUUUAGUUAUUGCUAAGAUGUACCAGGGUUUAGAGGAUGGGAUGUUUUGUUGAUUAGGAUUAAAUUCUGUACCAAAUUGUUUUAAAUGUGUGGUUAUGUUUUGAUUAUUGCUUUUGUCUAUCAAUAGGACCAAAAGGAAUGAUCUAGAUUGGAUUUUUUGGGCAAAUUGUCUAGUUCAAGAAUUAAGAUAACACUCUCACCAAUGGCCAUGAAAUUAUUUUGAGAAAUCUGAAUUUAACAUGACAUGAAUGUACU